AUGACUACUAAAUUGAGUAUGAAAUAUCUCCGCUUGUCCUCGAUUGCCUCGGCCAACACCCUGCUUUCGGAGUCUGAGUCUCAGCUUGAAGAGCCUGGACAAAAACUGGCGGCCUGUCGCAAUCGAGCAGAUGACUGCGAGCGCCGUGUUGGACUGCUUUCAGCUGAAAUACAUAUGCUUCGUUCUCAAUUGGCUGAAAAGCGUCAAGCUUAUGCCUUGAUUCGCCCAGGGAAGCGAUCAGUGGUUGCUAAUAAUUCUUCAAUUUCCUCUAUGAUCCCGAACCAACCAGCUCAGACCACACAGGCUUUCGAUAAUGGUUCCUUAGGUGUUGAUAAAGCUGAGUAA
Molecule: messenger RNA, 345 nt
Organism: Protopolystoma xenopodis
Lineage: Eukaryota; Metazoa; Platyhelminthes; Monogenea; Polystomatidea; Polystomatidae
Source: the annotation of a GenBank genome assembly